Molecule: messenger RNA, 1515 nt
Organism: Dipodomys spectabilis (banner-tailed kangaroo rat)
Lineage: Eukaryota; Metazoa; Chordata; Mammalia; Rodentia; Heteromyidae
Exons: 2
Coding region: 1-1515 (504 amino acids)
Source: RefSeq, a predicted model, not a curated record
AUGAUUUCCUCCCUCGCUCGGUCCCCGGGAGCCAGCCGAGUGUCUGCGUCGGGGGAGGGCGGAUGUGGGGCGGCCUCCCGCGGCCCGGGAGUGGGUGGCGGCUGCGGCGGGGGGCCCGGGGUGCGGGCCGGCUUCCUGGUACCGACUUUGGCCGGAGUUUCCCAGCCCCAGCUAGGUUCUCCGUCGAAGGAGGGGAGGGGGGAACAACUUUUCACUCGUGACACCGCCCGGAAUUGCCGUGCGAAACUCACUUCCUGCCUUGGCGAAAAGCAGGAUCCAGCUCGGGCCAGGGGAACCCGGAAAACCAGCUCGGCGCGCGCCGCCGGGGGGAGGGGACGCGAGCCGAGCCCAGCGGGGCCGGGCCGGACCGAGGGGGGCGUCGGCCGCCAGCCGCGGGCUCGGGGCCACCGGCGGGCCGCGCCGCGCACACCCGACGGCGGCCCAACGCGGCCGGCGGGGGCGAGGACGCGGCCGGGGCGCUCGGCGAGCCUGGGCCGCGCUAGGCCGCCUCCGCCUCGCCGCCACCCCCCGAGCCGGGCGGCGGGGUUAUUGUCUCGGAGGCGCCUGCCGCGCCCUGCGCCCGCGUCGCGCCGGAGCCCGGGUAACCGAGGAGCCGGGCGGGCUCGGCGUCGGCCCCCUCUCCGGGCCGUCGAUCGGUCCUUCCGUCUGUCCUUCCGUCCCUCUUCUCCGCCUUCUCCACUCGCCCGAGAGCCCUCUCGGCUCCCGCUCCCGUUUUCCCGCCGCCGUCCCUCCGCUCCCCUUUCUCGCCUUCCUCCCCGGCGUCCGAGGCUCCCCGGUGAGGCGCGGGCGGCAGGGGCCGGCGGCAGCCCGGUCUCCUCACGGGGCCGCGGCAGGGGGCGAGGCUGCGUCCCCCCACGCCGCCGCGCCGCCUUCACUCGAACCGCGGCGGCUGCGGCGCCACCGCCCCGGCGGCGGAGGGGAGGGGGCGGGGCUGCCUCCCGCCGCCUGCGCCCCCGCCGCCUGCGGCCGGGCCCAGGGGCGGCGCGAGCCGGGCUGCGCGCGCGGGGGCGGCGCGGGCCGACGUCGGCGGCGGGCCGGGGGCCGCGCGGGAGGCGCCGCCGCCCUCGGCCCCGCGGGCGACCCCGGCCGCGCUCCCGUAGCCGCGACCCCCGGCGGCCUCCGCGCGCCCAAAGCCUAGUGGACGGGGACCCCCACCAGGCCUCCGCCGCCCACCGGCCUCCCGAGUUUCUUUGUACGGCUACGAUCGGUGCCCGGGGGUGGCUCGAGCCCCGUUCCGAUUUACAGGCAGCAGGUAUCUGUUUUCAGCCGCUGCGCUGCGACAUCCUCCGCAACCUCAGGUCGCAGGAAACCACCGCGGCGGCUCGGCGGAGCUUCCCACGCCCGCCCGCAGCCCGGGCUCCCCGAAGGCUCGGCCUCACCCCGGCCGCGAGACAAAGCUGGCGCGGGGAAGGGGAAAAAUGGCCCGCGAAGCUGCCUCCCGGUAGCGCCUUUGUUCGAGGAAACACGGGGUGCACGCGGAAUGCGACCACGUAG